This is a messenger RNA of Megalobrama amblycephala (Wuchang bream), 1362 nucleotides long. Its product is annotated as E3 ubiquitin-protein ligase TRIM39-like. The transcript has 6 exons. The record is from RefSeq and is a predicted model, not a curated record. Gene Ontology annotation, molecular function: zinc ion binding; protein binding. NCBI's taxonomy places the organism in Eukaryota, Metazoa, Chordata, Actinopteri, Cypriniformes, Xenocyprididae. The coding region runs from base 1 to 1362 and encodes 453 amino acids.
AUGUCUUCAGCAGCUGAAGAUGAUUAUAUUUGUCCCACGUGCUGUGAAAUCUUCAAGGCUCCUGUUUUUCUGUCGUGUAGUCACAGUGUCUGUAAAGAAUGUCUUCAACAGUUCUGGAGAAUCAAGAAAACUCAGGAGUGUCCCGUCUGCAAGAGAAGAUCCUCAAGAGAUGAUCCCCCAAUUAAUCUUGCGUUAAAAAAGCUAUGUGAGUCAUUCUUGAAGGAGAGAAAUGAGAGACAUUCAUCAGGAUCUGAGGAGAUCUGCAGUUUACACAGUGAGAAACUCAAACUCUUCUGUCUGGAGGACAAACAGCCUGUCUGUGUAGAGUGCUUCACUUCACAACAACACGACAAUCACACAGUAAGACCUAUCAGUGAAGUUGUUCCAUCAUAUAAGGAGGAGCUCAAUACAGCACUUAAAUCCUUGCAGCAGAAACUUCAACACAAUGAAAACAUUAAAGGAGAGUUUGAGAAAACAGUUCAAUACAUCAGGUCUCAAGCUAAGCACACAGAGCGUCAGAUUAAACAGCAGUUUGAGAAGCUUCAUCAGUUUCUCAGAGAUGAAGAAGAAGCUACAAUCACUGCACUGAGGGAGGAAGAGGAGCAGAAGAAGGAUAUGAUGAAGGAGAAGCUGGAGGAGAUGAACAGACACAUCUCAGCUCUUUCACACACAAUCAAAGACAUGGAGGAGAAGAUGAAAGCCAAUGACGUCUGCUUUCUGAAGGAGUUUCCAGUCUCAAUGGAAAGAGUCCAGAGCUUACAGUCGGAUCCACAGAUGGCUUCUGGAGCUUUGAUUCAUGUGCCGCAUUACUUGGGCAACCUGUUGUUCAGAGUCUGGAAGAAGAUGCAGGACAUCGUCCAAAACACUCCUGUCAUUCUGGACCCAAACACGGCUCAUCCAGAUCUCAUCUUGUCUGAUGAUCUGACCAGUGUGAUAUUCAGCAAGAACAACCAACCUCUUCCUGAUAAUCCAGAGAGAUUUGACUUCUAUCCCUGUGUUCUGAGUUCAGAGGGGUUUAACUCAGGAACACACAGCUGGGAUGUGGAGGUUAAACAGAGUUCAGGCUGGAGUCUUGGAGUAACUACAGCAUCAAACAAGAGGAAGGGACGCAAUUUCUUAAAGACUGAUGUCUGGAGUGUGCAGUAUCAUGUCAUGGGAAAGUCUUUAGGUUCUGGUUUUUGGGUUAAAUGGAAGGGUGAUCGUGUGAGAGUGAAUCUGGACUAUGACAGAGGAACAGUGUCAUUCUCUAAUCCUGUAACAAACACACAUCUUCACACAUUCACAACCACCUUUACUGACACCGUCUUUCCAUUCUUCUAUUGUUCUCACCCUCUGAGGAUCUUAGCGGUUAAUAGUCAGUAA